AACAGUGCUGGACCUCCCGGGAGAAGUUCCUUAGCGAUCCUUGUGUCCUUCCCUGGCUGCCCUGUCACUGUGCAGAGAUCCCGGCCUCUGAGCACAUGGACCUAGGAAUUGUUGCAGAGAACGAGAAUGUGCAGCUGGAGCACAGGAACCAGGAGAUGCAGCAGCUUGGAGACCCACAGGAGGAGAUGGGGAAGCUGCUGGGCUCCCAGACAGACCUCCCAGCCAGGGUGGUCCUCAGUGAAGAGGAAAAACUGAAGAUGUCCAAAGACCUUGUGGAUCUCCAGAUCGAGACAAACAAAAUGAAGGAGCACUAUGAGACGGAGAACUUCAAACUGAAAAAUAUGAUGCAGGCCCUGGAGAGCCGAGUGCAGGAGCUGGAGCUGGGCAGUGCCAGGGUCACGGGGGAGCGGGAUUCCCUGCGGGAGCGCCUGCGUGCCCUGGAGAGCGGCCGGCAGGAGCUGGCAGAGGAGUUCAUCAUCCUGAAGAGCAACUACCUGGCCCUGGGCAGAGAGCUGGACCAGGAGGUGAUGAGGAAUGAGGAGCUGACCCAGGAGCUGCUCAGCCUGGCCAAAGAGAGCAUCCACCCCCCUGGCUUGGCCCAUCAAUCCUCCCCGGAGCUGGGAAGAGGGAGAGCAGAGGGACAUCCCCACUCUGCUCAGAGGGGGAAGCCCGAGGCUGCAGCUGCCUCUGAACACGAGCAGCAGGAGCUGGAAGGAAACUUGCUUGGAAACCAGGAUCACAUAAAAGUGGAGCUGGAAAAACUAAAGAAAACACACGAUGAGCAGCAGCAGAAGCUGGAGGAGCGAGUGCUGGCGCUGGGGAAGGAGCUGCAAGAGGCGAAGGGCGCGGCCGGGCACAGGCUGGCCGAGCAAUCAGCGGUGCUGCUCACAUCCCAGGGCCAGCUCCAGGAGGUGGAGGCGGAGAACUCGCGGCUGCAGCUGCGGCUGAAGGAGCUGAACGAGGAAUAUCGCUCCCGGCUGGCGCGGUACCUCAGGGACCUGGCGAACUACAUGGACAGCAAACCAGGCCACAGCAAAGCCCCAGCUGGCCGAGCUGCCAUGAAGAACUUUGUGGACAGCAUGCUCAGGGAUAUCCGGGCUUCCUACAAGUCCCGGGAGGAGCAGCUGGCCCGGGCAGCUCGUGGGUACAGGAAACGCAUGAAGGACUUGGCCAAGAAACACGAGAACCUUCUGAUUGCCUAUGGGUGGCAGCGGGAGCAGAUCCGGGCCCUGGGGAGCAGUGCCAUGGACUGCGGCCCUGCCGAGCUCCACUUCUCCAUCACAGACCCCGAGCUGCUGACAAAGAGCUCCCGGGAGCUGAACCGGCUGCGCCAGGAAAAGGCAAAGCUGGAGGGGCAGCUCCAGGAACUGCAGAAGAAAACCCUGAAAGGAACCUCUGCCUUUCCAGUGCCUCCCAAGCAGCAGCUGGAGGAGGAGGGCUGGGCAGAGGUCACAAAGAAGCUCCAAGAAUUCACACUCAACACCCAGGAGCAUCUGGAGCAGGAGAGAAGCCAGCUGCUGGCUCGGGCUGCGGUGGCAGAGGAGCAGGUGUCGGAGCUGCAGGGGUACAUUGAUCAGCACCUUGCCAGGUACAAGCAAGAGAUCCUGCAGCUGAGGAACGCCAAGGGCAGCGAGGAGCCCCCAGCACCCACUGCCAGGUGUGCCAGCCACGAGCCAUAGAGCCCUCAGAACAGCCACACUCCAGGGGAGGGCUGUGUUUUACAGCCUGCCAGGCAAGGAUGCUUCCCAGGCUGAGAGCUGGGAACAGCCAGAGAAACCACGUGGAUGUUCCUGGGUCUUGAAUUCACAGGACUGAAAUGAGACAACUGCGUCUCGUCCCUCCCCCCAUCCCCCUGCUCUUCCCUGAGCACACCCCGGACACGGGGUCAGGUUCCAGGCAGCUCUUUACUGCUGGGCUGUGGGGACAGGCUCCUGCUUCUGCUGUAACAUUUUCCUGGAUGAGACCUGGACCUGGACCAAGGGCUGCUCCUGCCUCAGUCCCCUCACAGCUCUGUGAGACAGAGCCAAGGCUGGCUCAGGCCAGGAUUUCUGCUGGGGCUGGACAAAGGGAUGAGCUGCUCUUCCACUGUGAGAGUGGAGAAAGGUUGCUCAGAGCAGCUCUGGCUGCCCCUGGAUCCCUGGAAGUGUCCAAGGCCAGGCUGGAUGGGGCUUGGAGUUCCCUGGGAUGGUGGAAGGCAUCCCUGGCCAUGGCAGGGGUGGAACAAGAGGAACUUCAAGGUCCCAUCCAGCCCAACCCAUUCCAUGAUUCAGUGGCUCUGUGGUGGGAAAACCCCAUUUCCCUCUGUGUUUGAGUGGAAAAUGGAAUAUCAUACUGAAGAGCAGGGCCAAACUGAUCCUUCACGGAGGUGAGCUGGAAAGGAUGGCAGAGCAAAGCCCAAGUCCAGGAGCAGCAGCCACUCCAACUACAGCACCAUCCAGGAGCUCAAAGACAAUGCAAAAACCUCAGAGGAACAACCAACUCAAACUUUAUUUUUAAAAAUUAAAUAGAAAUAAAGUAGCAAUCAUCCCAAAAGAG
This is a messenger RNA of Prinia subflava (tawny-flanked prinia), 2535 nucleotides long. It is a transcript of the gene CCDC78, whose product is annotated as coiled-coil domain containing 78. Lineage: Eukaryota; Metazoa; Chordata; Aves; Passeriformes; Cisticolidae. The record is from RefSeq and is a predicted model, not a curated record. Gene Ontology annotation, cellular component: cytoplasm. Bases 96 to 1679 code for a protein of 527 amino acids. The transcript has 15 exons.